AUGUCAGGCUUCGCCAGUAUGCCUGUUCUGCAGGAGUUUGGUGCUGGCCUUGCCAACACCACAUUCAUCCGUUUCACUUCAUCGAUACCACACUUCUGUGCCACGUCACAUUGUGAUCCAGGAAUCAUGAGACUGGCCUGCUUAUCCUACGUCUGGUUAGCGUCCAUCUUGGGCAUUGGUUUUCGAGGACCUGCGAUAGCAUCGUCAGCUCCUUGCGUGGACCAGUCUGCCCUAUCAGUGACAGUACUGGGAGGCGUAGUUCACGGAUUCGUCAACAGUACCGAAGAUCCAUGUGUACGCCAGUUUCUGGGAAUCCCUUUUGCCCAACCCCCAGUUGGAAACCUUCGUUUUGCCCCGCCAAAGCCUGCUGCGCCGUUUGGUGAACUCGAGGCCAAGAAGCUUCCUCCAAGUUGCAUCCAAUACCUCGCUACAAGCCCCCCAUCCAUCUUCACCCAGGACGUGAAUGAGUACAACCUCCAGGGUCUCAACACCACCAGCCCCGAUAUCAGCGAGGACUGCCUAACUCUCAGCAUCUGGGCCCCGCCAGCUACCACCAACGACAGUCUCCCCGUCAUCAUCUUCGUCUACGGCGGUGCCUUCCUCACAGGAGGUCAAGACGUUCCCGUCCAAAUCCCCACGGGCUGGGUACAGCGCACAAAGAGCCACAUCGUCGUCACAUUCAACUACCGCCUCAACAUCUUCGGCUUCCCCAACGCCCGCGGCAUCCCUCAAAACGAGCAGAACGUCGGUCUGCUCGACCAACGACUCGCCGUAGAAUGGGUCCAUGACAACAUCGCCGCCUUUGGCGGUGACCCUACACGCAUCACCCUCUGGGGCCAAAGCGCCGGUGCCGUAUCCGUGGGUUACUUCCAAUACGCCUACCCUACGAACCCGAUCGUGAACGCGGUCAUCAUGGACUCGGGCAACGAGCUGACGCCGGUGGCUCAAAACUUCGAUGUUGCCCAUCUCGGUUUCACCAGUAUUGCUGGCAAGGUGGGUUGCGGGAACCUCACGGCGGCCCAGGAGCUGGCGUGUAUGCGCUCUAGCAAUGUCACGGCUGAAGCCAUUGAGAAGGCUUUGCAGACUACUAAUGAGGAGGCGGGGACGGAUAUCACCAAGUUUUUGUUCUUUACGCCGGUGGUGGAUAACAGGACGGUGUUCCCGGAUUAUACGGCGAAAUCGGUGGCGGGGCAGGUCGCCAAUGUUCCAACAAUCCUCGGUAGCAAUGCCCAAGAUGGUCUCGCCUUUGUCAUUCUCAACCGGAACAACACGGUCAACCAAACCGCCGCCUUCGGAGCCACCCUGCACUUCUUCUUCUGCCCAGCUUUCAAAGCAGCCACUAACCGCCUCCUAGCCUCCGUCCCCGUCUUCCGCUACGUAUACUUCGGCAACUUCGCCGACGUCUCGCCCCUCCCCUUUCUAGGCGCCUACCACGGCGCCGAACUCCCCCUCAUCUUCGGUACCUACGACAUCUUUCCCGAAACUUCUACUACGCAGUCGCCGCCGGCUGACGAAAAACUCGAGGUAGCAACGAGCCAUGCGAUCCAGGAUGAUUGGGUGGCUAUUGCAGCCAACGGGGCUGCUGGGCUGGAGAAGAAGAGGGGAUGGCCUUUAUAUGCGAGUGUGGAGGACGGGUUGAUUAGGAUUUAUGGGGUUGCUGCGUCGGCGGGGGAUGUAUGGGGCAUCAGUCUGGGGGGUGUAGGGGGUAUACCGGCUGGGGUGGCGGAUGCGAGGAGGAUUGAGGGGUUGUGUCCUGCGGUUUAUCAGCCGGAGGGGAUGAGGGUUGUUUGAGGAAUGCCCGGGGGAAGGAGAAAGGGAAAGAAAGGAAGGGGGAAGGAAGGUUAAGUAAGUGGUUUGAUGGGAAGGAUGGAUGGAAUGAAGAUUGACGAAGAAAAAAGAGCAAGCGGGGAGUGAGGAGGACAUUGUUACUAGAUGUCCGUUUAUGGCAUGAAUAAAUGAAGAAAUGCAACAAGGUCAAUUAGAUCAAUUAAGAUAGAUACCUCAUCCGCCCCAAA
Molecule: messenger RNA, 2015 nt
Organism: Neurospora tetraspora
Lineage: Eukaryota; Fungi; Ascomycota; Sordariomycetes; Sordariales; Sordariaceae
Product: Alpha/Beta hydrolase protein
Exons: 3
Coding region: 1-1791 (596 amino acids)
Source: RefSeq, a predicted model, not a curated record